Molecule: messenger RNA, 2105 nt
Organism: Sapajus apella (tufted capuchin)
Lineage: Eukaryota; Metazoa; Chordata; Mammalia; Primates; Cebidae
Gene: CCDC9
Product: coiled-coil domain containing 9
Source: RefSeq, a predicted model, not a curated record
AUGGGUGGGGGCGGGCCAGAUAUCUGGCGGGAAAGGCUGGGCCAGAAAGUUUAUCCCUCAAGCCGGGGCGGGGCCAGAGCGGUUUCUAGGAUGUCGGGGGCGUGGCCCUGGCAUUCCCAGCCAGAUUGAGGCUGGAGAUUUGUGCAGAGAAUCUGGGGCGGGCCUGGGAAGUUUUGACCUUGUUGCUGGUGGAGUAUUCACUGGGGCAAAAAGUCAGUUCCAGGAAGCCUCGCCAGAACUCUCAGUGCUGCAUCCAGAUUCUGCAGGAGAGGUUUGCUGUGACGUUGGGCCUACCCAGCCAGCCAAAUGGCAGCCGCACUCGAUUUGAAAUCAAAGGAGGAGAAGGAUGCUGAGUUGGACAAGAGGAUCGAGGCUCUUCGGCGGAAGAAUGAGGCCCUCAUCCGGCGCUACCAGGAGAUUGAGGAGGACCGUAAAAAAGCUGAACUUGAGGGAGUCGCGGUCACAGCUCCCCGGAAGGGCCGCUCAGGGGAGAAAGAGAACAUGGCGUUGGAGGCGGAGAAGAACCUGGGUCCUUCCCGGAGGUCUCCUGGGACCCCUCGGCCCCCAGGGGCCAGCAAGGGGGGCCGGACUCCUCCACAGCAGGGAGGCCGCACCAGCAUGGGCCAGGCAUCCCGCAGCUGGGAGGGCAGUCCUGGGGAGCAGCCUCGAGGAGGAGCCAGGGGCCGUGGCCGGAGGGGCCGGGGCCGCGGGUCCCCUCACCUCUCUGGAGACACGUCCGCUUCUGACCGUAAAUCCAAGGAGUGGGAGGAGCGGCGCAGGCAGAACAUUGAGAAGAUGAACGAGGAGAUGGAGAAGAUUGCAGAAUACGAGCGCAACCAGCGGGAAGGGGUGCUCGAGCCCAACCCUGUGCGGAACUUCCUGGAUGACCCCCGGCGACGCAGCGGGCCCCUGGAGGAGCCUGAGCGGGACCGCCGGGAGGACAGCCGCCGGCAUGGGCGCAACUGGGGGGGCUCCGACUUCGAGCGGGUGCGCUGUGGCCUCGAGCAUGAGCGGCAGGGCCGCCGAGCUGGCCUGGGCAGUACUGGAGAUAUGACGCUGUCCAUGACGGGCCGGGAGCGGUCAGAGUACCUGCGCUGGAAGCAGGAGAGGGAGAAGAUCGACCAGGAGCGGCUGCAGAGACACCGCAAGCCCACUGGCCAGUGGCGGCGCGAGUGGGAUGCCGAGAAGACCGAUGGGAUGUUCAAGGACGGCCCGGUCCCUGCUCGAGAACCAUCCCACCGCUAUGAUGACCAGGCCUGGGCCCGGCCCCCGAAGCCCCCUACUUUUGGGGAGUUCCUGUCCCAGCACAAAGCCGAGGCUAGCAGCCGCAGGAGGAGAAAGAGCAGCCGGCCCCAGGCCAAGUCAGCGCCCUGGGCCUACAGUGACCAUGAUGACCGCUGGGAGACAAAAGAGAGGGCAGCAUCUCCAGCCCCUGAGGCUCCACAGCCCACUCCCCUUGUGGAGACACCCACGCAGCCACCCGAGACCCCAGCACCUGCCCACCAGCCUCCCGAAGACGAGGGGGAAGAGAAUGAGAAUGAGGGGGAAGAGGAUGAAGAAUGGGAGGACAUAAGUGAGGACGAGGAGGAGAUUGGGGUGGAAGAAGGAGGUGACGAGGAGGAACCAGCCGAAGACCACGAAGCUCCUGUGGCAGCCAGCCCCACCCAGAGCCCCUGCAGUGAGCAGGCCCAUGGAGCCCCCUUCAGGCCGGAGGAGCCCCUGCUGGAGCCCCAGGACCCUGCCACACCUUCCAGCCCUUUCUCGCCACCCAGCGGCCACCAGCCUGUGUCCGAUUGGGGUGAAGAGGUGGAGCUGAACUCUCCCCGGACCGCCCACCCGGCUGGCGCCCUUUCUCCGGGUGAGGCCUGGCCUUUUGGGAAUGCAUGAAGCUGUCUGCCUGUGUGUGAAUGAGUGCGCUGGAGGGGUGUGGCUGGUGGGGACCCUCGGGCUGGGCCCCAGGACCCAGUGUGCCCCACAGCCCUGUCGGCUGGGGAGGGCAGCCCAUGCCCCUCUGUAUUGUCGUGCCCAUCUCUGGAAUGCCCAUUCCAGGAGCCUGCCCCAGCCCCUUAAACCCCCUUCCCAAUAAAGAAUUCACAUCCUCAAAU